This is a messenger RNA of Spea bombifrons (plains spadefoot toad), 3169 nucleotides long. RefSeq names its product cartilage associated protein (gene CRTAP). The record is from RefSeq and is a predicted model, not a curated record. The transcript has 7 exons. Gene Ontology annotation, cellular component: endoplasmic reticulum. The coding region runs from base 316 to 1548 and encodes 410 amino acids. Gene Ontology annotation, molecular function: protein binding; collagen binding. Gene Ontology annotation, biological process: collagen fibril organization; peptidyl-proline hydroxylation to 3-hydroxy-L-proline. Lineage: Eukaryota; Metazoa; Chordata; Amphibia; Anura; Pelobatidae.
GCAUCAAGCUUAGUGACUGUAACUGUGCAGGGGGUUAGCAAGAGAUUUAAAAAGUUAAAUAUCGGUGUAUUGCGCUUACAGGAACUAGGAAUACAUGCCUGGAAGCUGCUGGACAGAGAAAUAGAUAUUAAUUACCUGGGUGCGCAAAGUGAGUCAGUUGCUUGUUAUCUAGAAAUUUGAAGUAUUAAACCUUUUUAUACCGAGCGGAGGACGGUGAGUACAUUAACCAUAAGAGUAUAUUUAGCUUUACUGCUGGUCGGACUUUUUUUUUUUUUUACCCGCGCGUGCUUGUUGAUCGGUUUAACCAGCUCCGGGAUGGUUCGGUCCCGCUAUUGCUUUCUUGCCGUCCUUCUGUGCCUAGCUGGGGUGGGCGCUCAGUAUGAACGGUACAGUUUUAGGAGUUACCCCCGGGAUGAGCUAAUGCCUCUUGAGUCUGCUUACAAGUACGGACUGGAUCAGUACAGUAAUGAGAAUUGGCCCGAGACUGUACAUUAUUUGGAGAUCAGUCUGAGGCUUUAUCGGUUGUUGAGGGACAGCGAGGCUUUCUGUAACUUGAACUGCAGCACCGCACGUAUGCCAGACAACCAUCCGGUACAGAACGAGAGAACCGAAGGAGAAGAAGGAGCGGUCCAGCUUGGACGAUUUGCUGGCUUCCCCGAACUGAAGGUGUUUGGCGACCUGCUGAUGAGGGCCAAGUGCCUUAAACGUUGUAAGCAGGGGCUUCCAGCUUUCAGACAGUCACAGCCCACUAGAGAGACCAUAGAUGAAUUCCACGACAGGGAGCCAUACAAGUUCCUGCAGUAUGCUUACUUCAAGACUAAUAAUCUGCCAAAAGCCAUUGCUGCAGCUCAUACGUUUCUGCUUGUACACCCAGAGGAUGAGAUGAUGAAGAGAAACAUGGCAUAUUAUAAGAGUAUGCCUGAUUCUGAGGUGCAUAUCAAAGAUUUAGAGACCAAGAGUUAUGAGAACUUGUUUAUCAGGUCGGUGAGGGCAUAUAAUGGUGAGAAUUGGAGAACCUCUAUUUCUGAUAUGGAGCUGGCACUACCGGACUUUUUCAAGGCAUUUGAAGAAUGCAUUGCUGCUUGUGAAGGAUCCCGGGAGAUUAAAGAUUUUAAAGACUUUUAUCCAAACAUAGCAGAUCACUACAUUGAGGUACUGAAAUGCAAAAUCAAAUGUGAAACCCAGCUAACACCUGUCAUUGGUGGCUAUGUUGUGGAAAAAUUUGUGGCAACUAUGUAUCACUAUCUGCAGUUUGCCUAUUAUAAACUGAAUGAUGUUAAAAAUGCAGCUCCUUGUGUGGCUAGCUACCUACUCUUUGAUCAGGAUGACCAGGUGAUGAAACAAAACAUGGUGUAUUAUCAGUACCACAAGGAAAAAUGGGGAUUGUCUGAUGAUAACUUCAAACCAAGACCGGAGGCAGUUCUCUACUACAACAUCACAACCAUGCAGAACGAAUUGUAUGAAUUUGCCAUGCAACAUAUUGUUGAUGAUGACGAGGGGAUAGUCGUACAAUAUCUUGAUGAACUUUUGGAGGAAAAUGCAUAUUGAAGAAUUUUUUUCCCACCUCUGACAUCUGUGGGCUGGCAGCAUGCACUGGCUUUAUACGUUUUCAUUGUUAUUAUUUUAUUUGCAUUGAGUUUGUAUUGUUUUACCUUUUUACCGGUAUUUAUGGAACUUACCAACAAGUAUACACAGAAAAAAUUGAAUAUCGUUUUAAAACUCAUCUGCCAUGUGUAAUCAGUAACAUAAUAACAAUUUAAAUUGUAAAUGUCUGUAUAUGAGGAUAGUCAUAUGUUUUUUUGUUUGUUUUUUUAAGAUAUAUCUAGAUGAGCGAUGGUUUGUAUUUUUAUUUACCUUGCAUACAUCCCCACAUGGUUUGUCGGGAUUUCAAAAUCCAAAAGACUAUAGUUUGUUUCGUGUUUUUUGCCGAUGCUCAUUCUGCUUGAUGAUGUCUAAAGUGAUGUUUCAGAGGAUGUAACAACUCAGGAAAAAAAUGCAUUGGACUCUUAAGUACAUUGUUUCAAUUCUUGCUUGCAACAACAUACCAGUACUUCUUCCCAGCUAUUGUAUAUGAUGUGUUCUUCUGCUGUACGAGCUCUGCAUAAUAGCACAAAUGUGAGUUCUGAAUAAUCAUUUUUAUUUUUCCAACUUACAGAAAAUGCAGAAAGCAUGGAAAACGUUAUAUAUUUCUUUUUUUUUUUUUUUAAACAUGUUAAGCAUUUAAUUGAAUUUUUGUGCCUCAUGCAGGGUAGGCAUAGAAUAAGAAACUGGGAGGAGCAACUAAACUGGCAGGUAUUGUGUACUUUUUGGUAAGGCAUUUUUGCAUCUUGGUUUGUGGUUAUCUGGGAUCAAUUUAAAUAAAACCAGGACUCCUUUUUAUUGUGAGGUAUGUAAAUUUAACAACCAUUGUUUAUUAUCUGAAACAUUAAAAUAAAUGCCUGUUACUACAUAUGUAUAUAUUCAUACUUUUUGUUAGGAUUAACAGCUUUAUCUCAGUCUAUUCAUUAUCAGACAAAUACAGACAAAGGAAACCCUUUACAUUUCAGGAUGUAAAAGGUUUCAAGGACCUCAACGUGGGCAUGAAAGCACACAAACUUUCUUUAUAUCAUAUUGAACCCCGGGGCAGACUUCAUUCUUCUAUUUAGGUAGAUGAGGUGCAAUUAAUUUUCAAAUCUUUGCCCCGAGACUUUAUUAUUUGUAGACAACCUUGAUAACUGUUUACAGAGAGUUGCAGGCCCAGGUAUAACUGGCCACUGGCACUGGCUUUUCAGUUGGUGUAUGUUACCAGGUGGGAACCAGAAGUAUUGCAUGGUAGGCAACCAACAUUCAAUGAAAGGCGGCCUACACUGCAAUAUUAUGGAUGCCUAAGGUGAUAAUGCUUGGUUUAUUCUAUACAAGAACAUUUAUUCUAAAGUUGCGUUCUUUUCUGGUGGCGGACUUUAAUCUUCUAAUGUUACCAGAGGGUACAUUUAAUUUUUAUGUUCCCAUAGUAUUGUAUGCUAGAUAUUCCGGCAUCUCAUGAUACAGCCAUGAAUUAAGGUAAAACACUGUUAACUCAGUAGCUGCUACCAUAUGCAUUUUUGAGUGAAAUGAUUUGUCAAAAGCUCAUUGUUUUAGCUUUGAUGAAAUAAUUAAAGCAUUGAAAUGUAAAGCCACUAUUUUUGUUAAA